AUGCGCCAUUCCCAAAAGGGUCGAGGGUUCAAUACUGGGGUCAUCCUUCUGGACCUUCAGAAGCUACGAGAUCUGAAAUGGAUGCAGAUGUGGCUCCUGACGGCAGAGAAAGAGUUAAUGAGCCAAUUCUCAACAGCUCUCGCAGACCAGGACAUUAUCAAUGCAGUUAUCAAACAGCAUCCCUUCCUGGUGUAUACUCUGCCCUGUGCCUGGAAUGUUCAACUUAGUGAUAAUACAAGAAGUGAGUUGUGUUAUAAUGAGGUCACAGACCUGAAGGCGAUCCAUUGGAACUCACCCAAAAAGCUGAGGGUCAAGAACAAACAUGUUGAGUUCUUCCGCAACCUUUACCUGACGUUCCUUGAGUACGAUGGCAACCUCCUCCGCAGGGAGCUGUUUGGAUGCACAGAUGGCAAGGCUAAUAAUACUCUUCAUGAAAAGUUAAGCAGCUUAGAUGAGGAUGAUCAAUGUUAUGAGUUUAGGAGAGAGCAACUUUUGAUGCACAGAACACAUCUCUACUAUCUUGACUACCAACAACCUAAAUUCUUGGACACCGAUGUGACACUAGUCGCCCAGCUCUCGAUGGACAGGUUACAGAUGCUGGAAGCUAUAUGUAAACACUGGGAAGGUCCCAUUAGUUUAGCACUGUACAUGUCUGAUGCGGAGGCCCAGCAGUUCCUCCGAUAUGCCCUCAGCUCAGAAACCCUGAUGGCCAGAAAGAAUAUCGGCUAUCAUGUUGUUUAUAAAGAUGGGCAAUUUUACCCUGUGAACUACCUGCGUAAUACAGCCAUGAGUCAGGUGAAGACUCCUUACAUGUUUCUGAGUGAUAUUGACUUUCUUCCCAUGUACGGACUCUAUGACUACCUGAGGAAAGCUAUCGGAAUGCUGGAUAUGGCUACGGCAAAUAAGGCUUUAGUAGUUCCAGCGUUCGAGACGUUACGCUAUCGUCUCAACUUCCCCAAGUCCAAGGCGGACCUACUUCACAUGCUUGACAUGGGGACGCUCUUCACCUUCCGUUACCAUGUAUGGCAGAAAGGCCACGCCCCUACCAACUUCGCCCGCUGGAGGACUGCCACUACACCCUAUCAGGUUCAAUGGGAACCCGACUUUGAACCUUAUGUGGUCGUCAAGAAGGAUUGCCCCAAGUAUGAUCCUCGGUUCCUUGGCUUUGGUUGGAACAAAGUCUCUCAUAUAAUGGAACUGGAUGCCCAGAGCUAUGAUUUCAUUGUGCUUCCCAACGCUUUCAUCAUUCACAUGCCCCAUACACCUAGCUUUGAUAUUGCCAAGUUUAGAAGUAGUCAACAGUACCGAACGUGCCUGCAAACAUUAAAGGAAGAGUUCCAGAGAGACAUGUCUAAAAAAUAUGGCUUCGCUGCUUUGAAAUACGUUGCCGUAGAAACAUGACACCGUACAGUGAAACAUCAGUAGAAACACCCCUUUUAUAGAAAUGGUACAUCCCAGAACAUUUUAGUGUACGAUGGACAACAUUGAGUACUAUUGAUGCUUCAGGAACGAAUGGAAAUACACGUAUGGAGUACCAAAGCGAUGACGUCACAAGAUCUUUUUGCAUUUCAGCAUUUUGGGUGCCAGAUGGUGCCGGGGGAACAUGAUGUCAAAGAUCUACCAAAUUUGUUGGCAAUUGGUUCAUGGGUCCCCAAGAUAUGGCCGUAUGAAUGUCGACUUAGCUCCAUUUAAAAUAAGUGUAAAUUGGUAUAGCUCCUGAUGUUAUGAACCAUCCCAAUUUAUGCUGAUCUCAGUGGGAACCCCAAAGUAUUAACUUGGCUGUUCCUUGGACCACCGUGAAAUAAUUUUGACAAAUUUUGUGUUUGAAAUUUGUCAUCAUGCUCUAUCAACAUAAGUAUUGGUCAUGAAUAUGCUGAUGUCACGCUUGGGUGCUCUAGAGCAGCAUAAAUAUUGAUGAUGGUUUUACUACCCCUUCAGGAAUAAUGGUAGGAUCCUAAAACAUUUGAAUAUGAUGGUAUUACUAUACCCUUCAGGAAUAAUGGUAGGAUCCUUAAACAUUUGAAUAUGAUAGUAGCAUUGCCCCUUCACGAACAAUGGUAGGAUCCUUAAAAAAUAUGCAAGAAUUGCUUAAUAACCUUGACAACUAAUGAGGCUUCAGGAAGCUUGUAGAAUGAUUACCAAGUCUGUGGUGAUAAUGGUAGUAUUACGCAUUUCAGGAAGAAUGGUAGGAUCCUAAAACAUUUGAAUAUGAU
This is a messenger RNA of Lytechinus pictus (painted urchin), 2213 nucleotides long. RefSeq names its product xylosyl- and glucuronyltransferase LARGE1-like. Gene Ontology annotation, biological process: protein O-linked glycosylation via mannose. The record is from RefSeq and is a predicted model, not a curated record. Gene Ontology annotation, cellular component: Golgi apparatus. The transcript has 12 exons. Gene Ontology annotation, molecular function: glucuronosyltransferase activity; xylosyltransferase activity. Bases 1 to 1401 code for a protein of 466 amino acids. NCBI's taxonomy places the organism in Eukaryota, Metazoa, Echinodermata, Echinoidea, Temnopleuroida, Toxopneustidae.